Molecule: messenger RNA, 1239 nt
Organism: Scheffersomyces stipitis CBS 6054
Lineage: Eukaryota; Fungi; Ascomycota; Pichiomycetes; Serinales; Debaryomycetaceae
Exons: 1
Coding region: 1-1239 (412 amino acids)
Source: RefSeq, a predicted model, not a curated record
AUGACCUGUGAAUCUAACGGCGAUAGCAACAGUAAUGGCAGCAGGAAAUGCUUUUUCAACAGUGAAUCCAAGACUGCUAACAGUGAAGUACAUAAUAAGGAGGAGUUUGACAAGAUGGUCGAAAACAUCAAGGACUUCAAACAAAACGUUUCCAGUUUUGCCAAAUCAGUCUUCCACUUGACAAACGAAUCUUUCAGCGACUUCAACGAUUUUGCCAAAGAUUACUCGUUCAAUUGGCUUUUUGAUGUUGAUGGCGAUUCCUCCGGCCACAUGAACCAAAUGCGCAAGAACGUGAGAAACUUCUUCACAUCGAAGGAUGUUGGCUUUGACACUGUUCUUUCCGAGCUUGAAGAGAGUUCCACCGGCAUGGAUGUAGACAUCGAUGCUGCCUUUCCCAAGCCGUACGAGACACGUGACGCUAUCCACUCAUCUUGGUGUAAACGUAAUCAGGGUGGCUAUGACGGGAUUUCAACGGGAAUCAGUGAUUUCUAUGGCGGGCGGUUCCUGGACUUAAUUAGCGGCUCGUUCCGCAACGGAAGAACUCCUUUUGGCUACUAUGCAUACAAGACACCACUGACUAGAGCAUACAAUAACUGCUUGAACAAGGCUGGUGAAUCUGUCUGGGACAGUAGAGGCUACUGGAGAUGUCUAUUCCCCAACAGAGAAGUGCCUGUCGAAUUGUUGAACUACAAGCAAGAGAAGUUGAGAAACACCAUAUUGACUAAAGAGGACUUGGACAAUGCUAUCCUAGAGAAGGGUGUAGAUGAAACGACUUCCAAGGGGGUGAUUGACUUGGGAGAAAAGGGUGUUUUCUUCAGAAAGUUUGACGAUUAUUUGAGCUGGAAGAACAUCAUGUAUGCCAAUCUUCGCCAACAGAGAGAAGAGGCUAGAAAGAAAUAUUUGGAAAGAGUCAAGACGGCUAAAGAAGUCCAGUCCCAGGCUCAACCUCCUGUGGAAACUGACAGUAACGAGAGGAGAGUUGUUUCCAACUCUUACCAAUCGUUCUACACCCAGAAUUCCGAAACAAAUGAGGUUGAAUUGAAGGAAAUUAAGACUGAAUCAUUCAAUGACGGCACGUCUUUAACAAAGACAAUUUUGAAAACCAGACCUCUUGAUGCCAAAGACUGGGUAACUGUCAAAGAAAGCGUUUCCGAAAAUGGUAAAGAUACGGUUUUCAACCCACAAUUGGAUUCUGGCAGUAAAGGCACCAAUGGGUGGUUCUGGAACUCAAAGAACUAA